UUGCUGCCGCUGCCGGACCAGCCGGUUUGAAGCUGAGCCUUUCGGGACUCGGGGACGGUUGCCCCGCUUUGUUCUGUGCUUAGUUCGCGUUUCUUCUUCUGGUACAUCCCACAGGGACGCGCGCCCCAGAUAACGCUCGUGCUGUCGGCGAGUGAGUUGACUCGGUUCAGCACAAAGGAGCCCGGCCGCCGCCCGGCAGCUGCGGGACAUGGAGUCGUUUCAGAAGGUGGAGAAGAUCGGAGAGGGGACGUACGGAGUGGUUUAUAAAGCCAAGAACAAAGUCACGGGAGAGACGGUCGCCCUCAAGAAAAUCCGACUAGACACGCUACGUGAUGUCAUCCACACUGAAAACAAGCUGUACCUUGUUUUUGAAUUCCUCCAUCAGGACCUUAAGAAGUUCAUGGACUCCUCCUCUGUCACUGGUAUCCCUUUACCUCUGGUUAAGAGUUACCUCUUCCAGCUGCUGCAAGGCUUGGCAUUCUGCCAUUCUCACAGGGUUCUCCAUCGAGACCUAAAGCCCCAGAACCUCCUCAUCAAUGCCCAGGGGGAGAUCAAGCUGGCUGACUUUGGUCUGGCAAGAGCCUUCGGGGUGCCUGUCCGCACUUACACUCAUGAGGUGGUAACACUGUGGUACCGGGCACCUGAAAUUCUGCUAGGAUGCAAAUACUACUCCACAGCUGUAGACAUCUGGAGCUUGGGGUGCAUCUUUGCUGAAAUGAUCACCAGGCGGGCCCUGUUCCCAGGGGACUCGGAGAUCGACCAACUAUUCCGUAUCUUCCGCACUUUGGGUACACCAGACGACACCGUCUGGCCAGGUGUCACAUCCAUGCCAGACUACAAGCCAUCUUUCCCCAAAUGGGCUCAGCAGGAUUUAUCCAAAGUGGCGCCUCUUCUAGAUGAAGAUGGAAGAGAUCUGCUUGGGCAAAUGCUGAACUACGAUCCAAACAAGAGGUUGUCAGCCAAAAAUGCCCUUGUGCAUGGAUUCUUCCGUGAUGUCACCAUGCCAGUCCCUCAUCUGCGACUCUAAGAAUACAAAAUGAUUUUUUCAGUUUCUGUAAACGAUCUCAAAGAACAAAGGAUGUCCCAAGCCUCACUCGGUUUCCAUUAUUAUAAUGGACAGGGAUCAGAGACACUACUGGACACGUUGUGUCUUUCAGUAGAUCAUCUCAAAUGCUUAGGUCAACAUGUAAGAAGUUAGAUGUCCUGCAAGUUCUGGUGUUUUCAUCCCCGAUGUCGUGCUAGUAAUGGAUACUGGCCUGGAAUUCUUCAGCAUUAUAGUUCUGCUUGCUUGUACUCCAGAAGCGGUUGUGUUGUGGCUGGAAGAUGAGAUGGAGCGCGUUCCAGAGUUUAGUUCAAUCUUAUCUAUGUUGAUUUUAGGGUGUCUGAACACAAGUAACUUUUAAUUGGCUUUUAAACGAAGUAUGACCAAUCACACAGCUUUCUGGGGAAGUGUGAAUGUGCGGCAUCCUGUGUGAUGGUCCUCUGCUUGCUGGUACUUUGUGAUAGGCGGGGCUGCAGCGGCACAGGGAGUAGCGAGGUCUAGUCAACAUGACAUAUACAGUUGUAUUGUCAAACGCAUGUGAGAUUAGUGCUACAAAUGUAAAAAGUUAAUUCAGUGUUUGUAAGUUGUGUAUCUUCUAUUUAGACUGAAAACUCUUAAAGUGUUUGACUCUUUCUUAAAGUGGGGUUUUUGUUCUGGUGGUGUGAGACAGACGAAGGGGGAAGAUGCAGGACCGGUAAGACCUCGAACAUUCAACGUUCUCGUUAGUCUUUAUAGGGUUACCCUAUAAACUAAGGGUCAUGUUAUUAUUGUUAUUAUUGUUAUUCAGCUUUGUUGUGAAAUGAGAAGUAUUUGAUUCAUGUUAAUGCAGAUUUUAGAAAAUAUUUGCUUUCAUAUUGUUCUUACACUACAUUUUAUGUAAAACUUGUUCAGCUGUUUUUAUAAAUGCAGUCUUUACACAUUAAAGUUUUUUUUCAAUU
Lampris incognitus (smalleye Pacific opah) is the source of this 1980-nucleotide messenger RNA. It is a transcript of the gene cdk2, whose product is annotated as cyclin dependent kinase 2. Gene Ontology annotation, cellular component: cyclin-dependent protein kinase holoenzyme complex; cytoplasm; nucleus. The transcript is spliced from 6 exons. Gene Ontology annotation, biological process: regulation of gene expression; regulation of G2/M transition of mitotic cell cycle; signal transduction. Bases 209 to 1027 code for a protein of 272 amino acids. Lineage: Eukaryota; Metazoa; Chordata; Actinopteri; Lampriformes; Lampridae. Gene Ontology annotation, molecular function: cyclin-dependent protein serine/threonine kinase activity; ATP binding; cyclin binding. The record is from RefSeq and is a predicted model, not a curated record.